AUGGGUACUACUAGAUUUAUACAUAUAACAUCACCACCUUCUAAACGAACAAAAGUUGUAAAAGCUUGUGUUUAUUGUAAAUAUCAUCAUCGAAAAUGUUUCAUUCAUCCCGGUGAAACAUAUUGUGGCCAUUGUCUUAGAAAGGGAAUAGAAUGUACUUAUACUGGUGAACUCCCGGUUCAUCUAAGAAAGAAACCAACCGAAAGAUCGACUCGUGACUUUAGAACAAUUCAGAAAUAUAUUAGAGAAGAAAAUGUCUAUGCGUUGAUGUUACCCCGGAAUGACAACCCAAUUGCAACUUCUACUCCAACUCCCAAUUCACCCGCAGGCGCGACAGCAUCCACCAAGGAAUCCACAUCUAAGACAUCCAAAAGCACCAGCAUCAAGAAAUCCGCACAAUUUGUAUGCUCGACCAAUCCAGUCGCGUCGAUCCUCAGUACCGACAAAUUCCUCUGUUUGGACGGAGACACCUUCGGUCUCUACAAUCCUUGGAGAUCAAUAGAAGAAAUGGACGAAUAUAGUGCCAUAACCACCAGUAAUGUCCAUCAAGAAUCAUUCAAACAAUAUCUAUAUUCAAAAACUACUGCUUAUGCCAUGGCUCCCAUGAAUGAACAACGAAGAUUAUUGCAGGUAUUUUUGGAUAGGAUAUAUCCUUUAUAUCCCAUAAUUGACCGUCCGAUUGAAGGGGAGGAUGUGGGUGAAUAUUUAUCGAAUAUGCCGUUCUUGUUAAGAAAUGCGAUUUUUUUGGUGGCGGAAAGGUGUUUGAUGGAUAAUGAAAGAGGAAAAAGAGGUAGUAGUGGAGAAGGGGGUGACGAUGAGGGCGAAAGUGUAAGAAGUCGAUGUCAGACUUUGUACGAUAGGUGUAGAUUGUUGGAAUUGGUUGAGACUGAUAAGAUUGUUCUUAUCCAGUCAUAUUUAUUAAUGUCGAUUCAUGAAGAAGGCGUGAAUGGUGGGUCGUUGGCUAAAGAAUAUGUAAGUAAAGCAUGCGUACUUUGUGGAGAUUUGGCAUUACAUAAUCUAGGUGGGUCCGAUGGGAUGUUUGAAGGUGGUGCAAAACAAAGAGUAUAUAAAGGAAAAGUAUACAAAUAUCCAAUAUUAAAACGAAUCUUUUGGACAGCAUAUUGUUGUGAUCGAUUGGUUGCAUCUACAAGUGGUAGAGAAAUGUAUUUUAAUAACGAAGACGUCCUUAUUGAUGAGCUAUCUCUUGACGAUUUUCAAGUUGGUUUAUUACAAUUGUUUGAUUUUAUGUUUUUAAGAUCAUGGAUUGAAUUGAGUAGAUUUAUUGAAAGGAUUUUGGCAUGUUGUUAUCGUCCUCCAAGUAGAAGAACCAAAGAUGAACUCUUAGAACAAGACUUGUUGAAUUGGAAAUUGCAAGAAGUAUUACCCGGGUUUGAAUUGUCGAAUCUUUUGAAUUUAGUUCAUGCUUAUUGCUGUUUAGUCUAUUUCCGAUGUAAAAUGGAUCCCUUGUCGUUAUUACAAAAAAAGGCGGACACGGUUGAACCGACUCAUAUGGCAUUGAUUGAAAAAUAUUCCCUGGCAAUUGUCAAUACUAAUUUAAAUCAAUUGAAAAUGCAUGUUGUAGGAGUACAUGCAAUAUUACACGUCAUAGCAUUAAUGCAACUUCAACUGCUGGAUAAUGGAGAUGUACCUUACGAUCUACAAAAACUGAUUAGAAAAUCGGGAUUGAAUAUAUUACAUAAAUUGAAAGACAUAUGGUGGUUUGCCGCUAGUAGUUUAAAACUACUAGAAUCAUCAGCACCAGCACCACCUGUCACUCCCUAA
Messenger RNA from Hemisphaericaspora subhashii, 1782 nucleotides. RefSeq lists its product as uncharacterized. NCBI's taxonomy places the organism in Eukaryota, Fungi, Ascomycota, Pichiomycetes, Serinales, Debaryomycetaceae. The record is from RefSeq and is a predicted model, not a curated record. The transcript has 2 exons. Gene Ontology annotation, biological process: DNA-templated transcription; regulation of DNA-templated transcription. Bases 1 to 1782 code for a protein of 593 amino acids. Gene Ontology annotation, molecular function: DNA-binding transcription factor activity, RNA polymerase II-specific; zinc ion binding; DNA binding.